Molecule: messenger RNA, 979 nt
Organism: Sarcophilus harrisii (Tasmanian devil)
Lineage: Eukaryota; Metazoa; Chordata; Mammalia; Dasyuromorphia; Dasyuridae
Product: kallikrein-15
Exons: 5
Coding region: 1-786 (261 amino acids)
Biological process (GO): proteolysis
Molecular function (GO): serine-type endopeptidase activity
Source: RefSeq, a predicted model, not a curated record
AUGCAUCGGCUCCUCACCUUUUUCUGCCUCCUGACAGUCACAGUAUCACAGGACAAUGACAAGGUCAUAGGUGGGGAGGAGUGUCGUCCCCACUCCCAGCCAUGGCAGGUGGCACUCUUCGAAGGGAGUCGCUUCAACUGUGGGGCUUCCCUCAUCUCCAACCAGUGGGUGCUCACUGCAGCCCACUGCAACACAGGCAAGAUACGGGUCCGGCUUGGGGAGCACAACCUCCGUUUGUGGGAUGGAGUAGAGCAGCUGCGGGGAGUGGCCUACGCUUUCCCCCACCCUCGCUAUGAGAAACGUGGCCACCACGAUGACAUCAUGCUCCUACGCCUCAACCGACCGGUCUGCCUCUCGAACAGUAUCCGGCCCGUGGCCCUGCCCACCCGCUGUCCCCGGCAAGGGGAGCAGUGCGUGGUCUCUGGCUGGGGUCUGGUGGCUGAAUUCAAAAAUGGUGGCCAAGGUGCCCAGGGAGACCGAGCUGCUGCACCCAAAGUGAAGCUCCCAAACACUCUGCACUGCGCGAACAUCAGCAUCCUCCCGACUACUUCUUGUAACACGGACUAUCGAGGGCAGGUGACAGAUACCAUGGUGUGCGCCGGCGUGGAGGGAGGAGGCACUGAUUCAUGUGAGGGUGAUUCAGGAGGACCUCUGGUCUGUGGGGGAGCUCUGCAGGGUAUCGUCUCAUGGGGUGAUGUCCCCUGUGAUACCACGACCAAACCAGGGGUCUACACCAAAGUGUGCAAAUACUUGGGUUGGAUUCGGGAUGUAAUGCGGAAGAACUGAGCAGGAUCUGUGCUCAUUGGCAGCUGUUCAUACUUCCCCUUUGGACUCCCUGGGACUUCUUCAUGUCAUGGAGCAAGACAGAAAUCUGACCCCUUCAACUUCCGGUCCAAAGAAUUGGAGAUCGACCAAGAAAAAUGCUUCACUUUGAGAACCUGGAGCUCUUCCCUAAGAUUCUGUCCAAAGUUACCAUGUA